AGGCCGGGGCGCCCGAGCCCAGCUUGCGGGGGCGCGGCCGCGGCCGCAAGCGGCCCCGCGACCCGGAGCAGCGGGUGCAGUGGGACGAGGCCAACAUCGCCGAGCACGACAAGGAGCGGGGCACCCGCCAGAAGAUCGUGGAGCCGCCCACGCCCUGGGCCCGCAGCCCAGCGUCCGUGUCGGAUGACGAGGGCGAGGCCGAGGGCGCCGCGGCCGGCGCUGCCGCGGCGGGCGGCGCCGCCGCGGGCGCGGCCGACCCCGCGCAGCUGGCGGCACGGCUGCUGCUGCUGGCCGCGGAGGGCGGCGCCGGCGCAGAGGGCGGCGGCCCCUGCGACGGCCGGGGCGCUGGCGGCAAAGGCCCCGCCGCGGCUGGCGGAGCGGCCGCGCCAGCCUCGCCGCCAGUUGCGGAGUCCCCUGCCAGAGGGCGGGAGGCGGCGAGCCCCGCGGGGCGGAAAACACCAGCGGUGGCCUUCGCGGGCGGUUCCGAGCCGAAGGUUUCCUCGGCGAGCUUCAAGGCCAAGCGCUCGGCUCACUACAACGAGUUCCAGAUGCUCCAGGCGUUUCGGCGGGGGCAGGGUGGCGCGGGCGCUUCCGACGAGUCCGACGGGCAGGACUGAGAGUGGCAGCCCGCGGGCGCGGUGGCAGCGAGCGCCGUGCGCGCCGCCUUCCCGCCUCCGCCUUUUCUCUCCGCUGACUUGGCUCCCCCCCGGGCACGGCUGCUCCUGCUGCUCCUGCUCGCGGCGGGGCUCUCGCUCUCUUGUGCCCCCCGCCCUGUUCGCUCCUCGUGCUCCCCUCUCUC
This is a messenger RNA of Prorocentrum cordatum, 799 nucleotides long. Lineage: Eukaryota; Dinophyceae; Prorocentrales; Prorocentraceae. The record is from the annotation of a GenBank genome assembly.